AUGUCGACUGGUUUUGGAGAAACAAUGAGUUCCAAUAUCGACGCUGCUGAUUUCGAAUGUAACAUUUGUUUCGAUUUGGCUCAGGAACCAGUGGUCACACUCUGUGGCCAUUUAUUCUGUUGGCCGUGUCUUUACAGGUGGUUACAUCAUCGUUCUAAUCCUCAAGGAUGUCCUGUUUGCAAAACACUUGUUGAAGAACAGAAAUUGGUUCCUCUUUAUGGUAAAGGAAGAUCUGUAACUGAUUCAAGAAUGGAGAUUCCUCGUCGUCCUUCGGACUUUCAUAUAUUGUUUGCGCGCUUAGAGCAAUCGUUUUUGUCUCGUCAGUCUAGAGAAAAGCGUUUCAAGGAGUAUAUAGAUAAGCGUAUUAUGGAGAUUCAUGAGGCUGAAGAGCAGCGCUUCCAGCGACUUCAGGAGGCUCAAGAGCAGCGUUCCAAGCGGCUUGAGCAGCAUAUUAAGGAUUGUCGCGCGAAUGAAGAGCAGCGUAUCAAGAGGUUUCGUGCGGUUGUUGAGCAGCGUAUCAAGGAGUGUCGUGCGGUGGUAGAGCAGUGUAUCAAGGAGUGUCGCCCAGAGGCAGAGCGGCGUAUCAAGGAGUGUCGCGCCGAUGCAAAAGAGCGUAUCAAGAAGUGUCAGGCAGAUGCAGAUCAGGGUAUCAAGAGGUGUCGUGCUGAGUUUCUUGCGGAAUCAGAGCAACAUAUCAAGAAGUAUCGUGCGGAAUCAGGGCAGCUUAUGCUCAAGUGUCGUGCUGAGUAUCGUGCGAAAUCAGAGCAGCAUAUCAAGGAGUGUCGUGCGGAGACAACGCAGCGUAUCAUGGAGUAUCGUGCAGAGGCAGAGCAGCGUAUCAAGGAGUAUCUUUCAGAUGCAAAGCAGCGUAUCCAGGAGAGUCGUACCAAGUUUCUUGCGGAUGCAGAGCAGCGUAUCAAGGAGUGUCGUGUGGAGGCAGAGCAUCGUAUCAAAGAGAUUCGUGCGGAGGAAGAGCAGCGUAUACAGGAGUGUCAUGCAGAGGCAGAUCAACGAAUUAAGGAGUAUCAGGCGGAGUAUCGUGUGGAGGCAGAGCAGCGUAUCAAGGAGUAUCGUGCGGAGGCACAGCAGCGUAUCAAGGAGCGUCGGGCGGAGUAUCACGCGGAGACAGCACAGCGUCUCCGGAGUAACCACGUUUAUAUCUCUACUUAG
This is a messenger RNA of Vicia villosa (hairy vetch), 1170 nucleotides long. RefSeq lists its product as uncharacterized. Gene Ontology annotation, biological process: ubiquitin-dependent protein catabolic process. Gene Ontology annotation, cellular component: endoplasmic reticulum. Bases 1 to 1170 code for a protein of 389 amino acids. The record is from RefSeq and is a predicted model, not a curated record. The transcript has a single exon. Gene Ontology annotation, molecular function: ubiquitin-like protein conjugating enzyme binding; ubiquitin protein ligase activity; metal ion binding. Lineage: Eukaryota; Viridiplantae; Streptophyta; Magnoliopsida; Fabales; Fabaceae.